CUGACAUCACCAGAGGGACAGUUGGGCUCGGGUAUGAAUAGUGCUUCCUAAUGUCAGGCACGGGUGAGUUAUUGUUGAGUUACUUGUAACGCGGAAGUCAAGCAACCUCUCCGAAUCCAGAACACAUGGCAGGGGUCUGACCAAUCAGAGACAAGUAAGCAAAGAAGCUUUAUAGCCCUUAACAUGCAUACCACAGGAGCAACAAUGCAAGUACAUCAGGAAGACUUUGAAAAAGCACAAAGUAAUCUGAAGUUAUUGAAGAAUGAUCCCGGCAAUGAAGUAAAACUGAAACUGUAUGCAUUGUUUAAGCAGGCUACACAGGGACCUUGUAACGUAUCUAAACCAGGUAUGUUGGACUUUGUUAAUAAAGUGAAAUGGGACGCCUGGAAUUCUUUAGGAAGUUUGUCAAAGGAUGACGCAAGACAGUCCUAUGUGGAACUUGUUUCCAGUUUGGUGUCUUCUGAAUCUCCCACCAAAAAUAAUACAGAGCCAAGUAUAGGCCAUAAGAUGUAUGAAACUAUUCAGGUUUCCUGUGAGGACCGUAUUACCAAAAUAUUUCUAAAUCGUCCAGAAAAGAAAAAUGCUAUUACUCUUAAGAUGUAUGAGGAAAUUGGAAAAGCGUUGGAAGAAGCUGGCAAAGAUGAAUCUGUUUUUGCUGUCUUAUCUGGUGUUGGCGAUUACUUCUGCAGUGGCAAUGAUUUAAACAAUUUUACCAACAUCCCACCAGAAGGGAAAGAAAAGAUGGCAAAUGAUAGUGCAGACUUGUUAGAGGCAUUUGUUAGUAAAUUCAUUGAUUUUCCAAAGCCUCUAGUUGCCGUUGUAAAUGGGCCAGCAACUGGGAUCUCUGUGACUAUAUUAGGAUUAUUUGAUCUUGUGUAUGCAACUGAUCGUGCCACAUUCCACACUCCAUUCAGCCAGCUGGGACAGAGUCCAGAAGGUUGUUCUUCUUACACCUUUCCUAGAAUGAUGGGUUUAGGAAAAGCCACAGAGAUGCUUCUUUUCAACAAGAAGUUGACAGCACAUGAAGCUUGCAAUUUAGGACUGGUAACUGAAGUUUUCCCUGACAGUUCUUUCCAAAAAGAAGUAUGGGAAAGGCUUAAGGAAUAUGGUACCCUGCCUAAAAAUUCACUGGCCUUCUCCAAGCAGCUAAUUCGUGUCAAUGAAAAGGAAAAACUUCAUGCUGUAAAUAUUCAAGAGUGUGAACGCCUUAAGGAAAGAUGGUUAUCAGAAGAGUGCAUGAAUGCCAUCAUUAGCUUCUUCCAAAAUAGAGCUAAAUUGUGAAUGAAUUUGAAAUGUAAUGGUCUAUUUAAUGCAAAGCUGUUAUAUGCAUUUUAUUAAAACAGGUUCAUGUUUUUCAACUGA
This is a messenger RNA of Xenopus laevis (African clawed frog), 1362 nucleotides long. It is a transcript of the gene eci2.L, whose product is annotated as enoyl-CoA delta isomerase 2 L homeolog. Bases 184 to 1281 code for a protein of 365 amino acids. Gene Ontology annotation, cellular component: peroxisome; mitochondrion. Gene Ontology annotation, molecular function: delta(3)-delta(2)-enoyl-CoA isomerase activity; fatty-acyl-CoA binding. The record is from RefSeq and is a predicted model, not a curated record. NCBI's taxonomy places the organism in Eukaryota, Metazoa, Chordata, Amphibia, Anura, Pipidae. The transcript has 10 exons.